UAUAGUUGUGUAAUCGCACACGCACAAGUCUCUGUAGUGAAAUACAAUAAUUAUACUGUAAUCGGUGCAGAACUUUUCACUUGCUAGCACACGUGUUUAUUUUUCUUUAGAACAGCAAUAAUUUAUAUAAAUAAAUCCUUUAGUUCUAGGCUUGCCAAGGACAUGUGAGUCUUGACAUGAUGUUGACCACUGGUUGGUAACAAUGACAGUCUAUAAAUUAGUUACUACCAUGGUCUAUUUGGCCAGAAUAUCCUGCAGUUAUAAAAACUUUAGAAUGUUUGACCUUAUCAGACUAGCAAUCAUUGUGUCUAAUGUUAACGAUCGUUGCCUAACUUUUGUAACAUAAUUUAUUUCAAAACAUCAAUGUUUCCAAUAAGUCAAAACAACAUCAUAAGAUAUCACACUUACCUGCUCAGAUGACAUGUUUUCGGAUAUCCGUCUUUUCCUUUCUUUCUUAUUAAUUUGUCCAUUCGCUCUGAUAAGAUGUUCUGUAUUCAUGUGAUCACAGAUGCAUCAACCACAUUCAUCUGCGCAGAGGAGCAGAGCCAAACCACAACCAAAACAAUGUCCUUCCGCAAGACACGUGCAGUUUUAUUUUUUAACCGCUAGAGGGCCAAAAGCUAUAUAGUGUAGUUUUAAGCUUCAGCAUCAGCUUUAGUGUUUUGUUUGAGCAUAGAUUCGUUGUUGGCUGAUUCUGUGACACUGUGCAAUUUCUUGACCACACUAUGCUUAUUUGACUUCUGCUGUCCUGCCAUCCUGUGACAUCUUUUUUGCACUGGUCAUAAGUCAGAGUACAUAGACAAGCUUAAACAUACUGACUGCUCUGGAUAUUUUUUGUAACAAGCAGGGUUCAUCUGACCAUUUAGGAGAUAAACACCAUUACAUUUCAUUCUUAGAAACUUUUACUGAGUUUUUCCCCCAAAUGUCUUAUAACCCCAUAAUAUGGUUUUGGCUACAAAUACUAUACACCUUAAAAAACUUGGAUCAGUUUUAUAAUGCAGAGGUCAGGUUUUUGGUUUAUAGGCUCCUAAAAGCUGCUCUAAAAGUGCUUAAUUUGUUCUGCUUGAUUCCACCCAUAUGAUGAGGCCUCUAACGAGACAACGUCUAGCGCGUCACUCCUCAUUGUUCUGCAGGCGUUGGAGGUUAUUCAUGAGCAAGGCAUUGUCCGGCUCCCAACAGGCAUCUCUUAAUCCGUCUGCAGCAAACAAGAAACUGAUUCACCGGGUUUUCUCUUUGGAGGGAAGGAGUUCCAUUUGCUCUUGUCAUCUUUUUUUGUUAGGUUUCAUAAAUAGAUAUGUUGGUUUUGAUGCUAAAGAUAUUCUAUUUUGUUAUUGUUUUUGGUUUGAUUUAAUGUUUUUCCCACCAUUUUUGGCAGCGAGAAUGCCUGUAAUAGGCUUAUACUGUACAGAUUUAACCGUGCAUCUGGUAUGUCCACCGAUCACAAGCAAAGUCUUUUACGUGGGCCCCUGAAAGAGGUUUUUACAGCAAAUCAGAGAGUGUAUAAAGACACUAUAUCAUAUAGUUGAUUCCAUUUUUCAUAUUAAGCAUGUACACACAAUGUGGAUUGACCUAUAUUCUCUGUGACCUGUCAUUCAAAUGUACAGUUGAAGUCAGAAGUUUACAUAAACCUUCGCCAAAUACAUUUAAACUCAGUUUUUCACAAUUCCUGACAUUUAAUCAUAGAAAACAUUCCCUGUCUUAGGUCAGUUAGGAUCACUACUUUAUUUUAAGAAUGUGAAAUGUCAGAAUAAUAGUAGAGAGAAUGAUUUAUUUCAGCUUUUAUUUCUUUCAUCACAUUCCCAGUGGGUCAGAAGUUUACAUACAAUUUGUUAGUAUUUGGUAGCAUUGCCUUUAGAUUGUUUAACUUGGGUCAAACGUUAUGGGUAGCCUUCCACAAGCUUCUCACAAUAAGUUGCUAAAAUUUUGUCCCAUUCCUCCAGACAGAACUGGUGUAACUGAGUCAGGUUGUAGGCCUCCUUACUCGUACAAGUAUUUUCAGUUCUGCCCACAAAUUUUCUAUCGGAUUGAGGUCAGGGCCUUUUGAUGGCCACUCCAGUACCUUGAAUUUGUUGUCCUUAAGCCAUCUUGCCACAAAUCUGAAUGUAUGCUUGGGGUCAUUGUCCAUUUAGAAGACCCAUUUUCGACCGAGCUUUAACUUCCUGGCUGAUGUCUUGAGAUGUUGCUUCAAUAUAUCCACAUAAUUUUCCUUCCUUCAUGAUGCCAUCUAUUUUUUGAAGUGCACCAGUCCCUCCUGCAGCAAAGCACCCCCACAACAUGAUGCUGCCACCCCAUGCUUCACGGUUGGGAUGGUGUUCUUCAGCUUGCAUGCCUCACCCUUUUUCCUCCAAACAUAACGAUGGUCAUUAUGGCCAAACAGUUCAAUUUUUAUGUCAUCAGACCAGAGGACAUUUCUCCAAAAAGUAAGAUCUUUGUCCCCAUGUCCAAACUGUAGUCUGGCUUUUUAUGGCGGUUUUGGAACAGUGGCUUCUUCCUUGCUGAGCAGCCUUUCAGGUUAUAUUGACAUAGGAUUCGUUUUACUGUGGAUAUAGAUACUUGUCUACCCUUAUCCUCCAGCAUCUUCUCAAGCAUCUUCUCAUCUUUUGCUGUUCUGGGAUUGAUUUGCACUUUUUGCACCAAACUAUGUUCAUCUCUAGGAGAUAUAAUGUGUCUCCUUCCUGAGCGGUAUGAUGGCUGCGUGGUUCCAUGGUGUCAAUACUUGUGUACUGUUGUUUGUACAGAUGAACGUGGUACCUUCAGGGAUUUGGAAAUUUCUUCCAAGGAUGAAUCGGACUAGUGGAGGUCCACAAUGUUUUUUUAGAGGUCUUUGCUGAUUUCUUUUGAUUUUCUCAUGAUGUCAAGAAAAGAGGCACUGAGUUUGAAGGUAGGCCUUAAAUACAUCCACAGGUACACCUCCAGUUCAGUACACCACCUAUCAGAAGCUAAUUGGCUAAAGACUUGACAUCAUUUUCUGGAAUUUUCCAAGCUACUUAAAGGCACAGUUAACUUGGUGUAUGUAAACUUCUAACCCACUGGAAUUGUCAUAUAGUCAAUUAAAAGUGAAACAAUCUGUCUGUAACAAUUGUUGGAAAAAUUACUCAUCUCAUGCACAAAGUAGAUGUCCUAAUAUUAGAUGUUUGCUAAUAUUAAAUCUGUGGAGUGGUUAAAAAAAUUAGUUUUAAUGACUUCAACCUAAGUGUAUGUAAACUUCUGACUUCAACUGUUGGUUGACAGUAGCAUCACAUUUAAAUGAAUGCAAAAAGUUUGCUUGAGGUUUCAUUUUGGUAUUAGUCACGCUUGUGAGAUGUGAAUCUGCUUUUUGUACUGCCUACAGUGCUCUUGCUUUUCUAGGUAUUUUCUAUUAGUUUCUGUGCCCCUCUCUGCCUCCAUGUUAUUUAUGUUGGAGUGAUCUCAGCCUUCAAUGUGGAUUUGUAUCAAAAUCAUCAAAUCAGCAUGAAGACUCAGCAGGCCGUCUUACUGCUGUCACGGUUUUAGUACUUUUAUGAUUGCUUGGCAAUCUUACAUUCAUCCAAAUUAAAAUAUACACACACUUGCAGCGUACUUUUGUAAAUGGUACAACUAAUACCAACUGUAACCCCAGCAGAUAAUGUGAGGCUUAAAAAGACCUCAAGGCAACUGUAUUCUGUCUAAUUACACAUUUGUAGAGAGAGGUCACCUAAUCAAGCCCACAAAGACCCACUACAAGGCCUUAAAGACCAUUAAAAGAAAACACAAGCAUUAUGACAGCAUUAUUUUGGGAACAGAAGGGAAUUUAUUAGGCUAAUUUAUUUAGAUUAUUUAAAUUUUCAUUAUUAUGAGAUCAAAUGACUAUUCGACAAUGAAAAUUUGUCAACAAUUUUUUGUCAACGUUGUCGAUAACGUCGACUAAUCGUUUCAGCCCUAUUUCCAAUAUAAAUAUCUAAAACUCCUUUAAAACAACGUACAUUUUCUUUAGCAGCUAUACUGCAGAAGAAAGAAUUGUUAUCAGAGAAUGUUGAAUAUAAUAUUAAAAAUACAAAUAUUUUAAAAUAUCUAAAAAUCCUUUAAAAAAAGAUGCAUUCACCUGAGAAGCAGCAUAUAAGAUACACUAUAUGGCCAAAAGUUUGUGGACACCCCCUUCUAAUUGACGAAUCUUAAUGUUUCUUUAUGUAAUGGCUUGGGCUUUGUGUGCUUCCAAAUUGUGGCAACUGUUUGGGGAUAGCCCUUUUCUGUUCCAGCAUGACAAUGCCCCUGUGAUCAAAGUGAGGUCCAUAAAGAAAUGGUUUACUGUGUCUGGCGUGGAAGAAAUUGACUUGCCUGCACAAAGCCCAGACCUGAACCCCACUGAUCACUUUUGGGGUGAACUGGAACAGCAACUGUAAGUCAGGCCCAUCGACAAACAUCAGUUCCUGACCUCAUUGAUAGCCUUGUGUCUGAAUUAGAGCAAAUCCCUGCAGCCAUGUUACUACAUACAGUAUAGUGGAAAGCCUUCCCAAAAGAGUGGAAGCUGUUAUUACAGCAAAGGGGGAAAUUGAUGCCUAAGGUUUUGAAAUCAAGUGUUCAUCAAGCACAUAUGGUGUCCACAAACUUUUGGCCAUAUAGUGUAUUUAGACUUACUUUUAGAGAAUUGAUCUUGAAUAUAAACAUAUUUUGUCUUUACUGCACUCACAGAAGUAUAACUAAGUGAAAUACUUGUAUACAAAAUACACUUAUGUAAGAUACAUUCUCUUAAAGCAAGUCUAAAUAUCUUAUGUUGAUUCUCAAGUAAAUUUAUCUUGUUUUAAGGAUUUUUAGACAAUUUUAAAUGGAAAACGAGACAAACACUUGAUAACAAUAGGAUUUUUGCAGUGAAUUUCUAUACUGAAUUAAACGUAAGUAUUUUUUCCCCUUUUAUUCAGUGAAUGUCAUUUACAGGUAUUUUAAAAAGAUGAUUUUGUCCUCUAUUGUUAGUAAGCACGUUUAAUAUAACCUUUUAAGUUGGGGCAGAAGCUGAAUAAUCAGUUAAGAGCUAAUGAAUAAUCGUUCUAAUAAUCGUUAGAUUAAUUGAUUAUCAAAAUAAAUGUUAGUUGCAGUCCUAGCUUCAACAAGGCUUUGUUGCACACUGGUCUAUUAUUGUGGUAACAUGAUGGCACAUAACAACAAAGCACAUGCAAGGUGGCGAUUCUCUGCGCCAUCAUGGCCUGCAAAACUAAUUGGUGGGGGUGGGUAAAAAUACAGAUUUUACAGAUGCUCAUUUACAGACGCUCUGAAUGCUUGUUUUGUUUAAGAGACAGUUCCGGUUUUAGUACGUGUUCAACAAAUCAAUGUAAAUACUUGAAAAUAGUAAAAAUUAUGCAUUUAAACAAUAAACAUGUAACAAAAAAUAAUGCAUGAAAUAUAAUGUUAUUUAUUGAUUAAAUACAUGGAUUUGUUUAUAUUUAAUAAACCAAAACGUGACAUUAUGAAACUAAUGAAAUAUAAUAAAUCAAAUUUAUAUUUUCAUAAUGUACCUAGUUAGAAGGUCCCCUGAAUAAUUAGCAGCAUUAGCUUGAAAAUAAUUUUUCAUAUGCAAGCAAAAGGGACAUAUGAAUCAAUAUCAAAUCGAAUCUAGAGUGUGUGAAUUGGAGUCGAAUUGGGAAAUCUGUAUCAACACCCAGCCCUUUUAAUCGGUCAAACUAGAAAAUUUAUCGGCUGAUGCAGAUAAUUAAAAAAUGCCAAAUAUCAGCCAAUUUAUUGGCCUCUGCAAUAUAUCAGUCAACCACUACUUUACAUGUGUCCCCCCAUAUUGUAUGGGGGAAAAAACCAGUGUGAUCAUUAUUUUUUUUAAAAUUAUUUUAUUGUGUUUGUUGGAAAAAGAAAGUUUUGCAGGUUUAGAACAAGAAUACGGGUGAGUAAAUUAUGGCUAUUUUAAUUUUUCUGUGAACAAACCCCUAACUUGCUCCUUUUAACAUUAUAGUCUCACCGUGUGUGUGUUGCAGUAUUAUUGUAGUGUAUAACAUGUAUGUUUAGCAGAUCAUCCUGAUCCUGGGCAGCUUUGGCUCUGUAAGACUAAUCAUAUGAAAAAUGGCUUUUAUUACAGGCACAGAUCUUUUCAGAGCAGAUUUAUGUUCACAAGGCUGCAGGAAGCUGUCAGUAUAUUUUGCAAAAGUAUUAAUGUCUCUAAUAUGACAUGAUGCACUUCUGCACAGUUGUCAAUUGCUCUUAGUGAUGUGAUCUAGCCUGUUCUAGUAACACAGGGAUUAGCUUUGUUAAAGGGGUAGUUCUUGCAUUUCUCGUAUGGAAUGCUAAAGGAGAUGUUAGGCAGAAAGUAAGCCUCAGUGACCAUAACAUUUUCAUUUGAAAAAAAAAAGGUGUAAUGAAUGUAAAUGGUGACUGAUCUAGCAUUCUACCUUACAUCUCCUUUUGUGUUCCACAGGAGAAAGUCAUGUGAGUUUGGAACAGAAACAGUGGAGUUGCAACAGUAGAGUAAAUUAUGACAAAUGUAUUUUGGGUGAACUAUCUCUAAGAAUAACUGUAUUGUAUUUCUAUUUUUGUUAUUUUCAUAAUGUGUAUUAUUUUUUUAUUUUCAUAGAGUGUCAGUUGCUUUUAAAUGACAGUGGAUGUUCUCUUGGAUCUGAACAAAUUUCAAUUCCUUCUCACUCUCUCUCUCUCUCUCUCUCUCUCUCUCUCUCUCUCUCUCUCUCUCUCUCCAGUAUCUCAUUAGUCAUCCUGCACUUUGCUGAACAGCUGACUUAUCCCCCUUCUAGGUCCCAGUCAGGGCUUCUCUUGUUUUCCAAGUUGCACAGAUGCCCUGGAAAUGACAGGCCAAUGAAGCCCUCCACCACCAGCAUCAGAACAGCCUGCUGCCGCUGCUCAACUCUGGGAAUGAGCCGCAGGAUCAAAAGCCUGUUCUUCCCAUCCAUCUUGACCAGAAGCCCCCAGUCAGUACUGCUGACCUCCUCAAGGAUAACAUGGCAAGUGGGGCAGGCGGAGGUGGAGGAGGAGGGGGUGGUGGUGGUGGUCAGGUGGUUGUAAAGAAGGAGCCCAAGUCAAAAACGCCCUUCAUAUGCGGCUACUGUAACAAGGCCUUUCGUGACAGCUACCACCUGAGGCGGCACGAGUCCUGUCACACAGGCAUUAAGAUGGUGUCACGGCCCAAGAAGACGACCACAGCUCCCACCAUGGUGCCUCUCAUUUCCACUGUGCCACGGGACAACAACGGCAAUCACUCCUACAUCUCCACAAUGGCGGGCAUCCUCACCACGGCGACCACUUCCGCAUCCACGGCCACAGGUGUGAUGUCGGCCCUGCCUCAGCAACAGCCAGCCGUACCCAAGAAGCCCCCAAAACCGGUAAAGAAGAACCAUGGCUGCGAGAUGUGCGGUAAAGCCUUCCGCGAUGUCUACCACCUUAAUCGUCACAAGCUCUCACACUCAGACGAGAAGCCUUUUGAGUGCCCCAUCUGUCACCAGCGCUUCAAGAGGAAGGACCGUAUGACCUACCAUGUUCGCUCGCACGAUGGUGGCGUACACAAGCCGUAUAUCUGCUCUGUUUGUGGGAAGGGCUUCUCUCGGCCAGAUCAUCUUAGCUGUCAUGUCAAGCACGUACACUCCACAGAACGACCCUUUAAAUGCCAAGUAACGGCCUGCACAUCUGCCUUUGCCACCAAAGACCGUCUGCGCUCACACAUGAUACGGCACGAGGGCAAGGUUACCUGCAACAUCUGCGGGAAGAUGCUGAGUGCCGCCUACAUCACCAGCCACCUUAAGACCCAUGGGCAGGCCAACUUCACCUCCCCCUGUAACAAAGACUCUAACAGUGUGUGCAACUCUGGCUCAGCCACGGCAGUCACUGCUUCUACUGCAUCCAACACUACGGCCAUGAAUCGCGGCAGCGCCAGCAACCCCGUCACCAUCGCCGCCCAGAUGAACAUCACCACCAACACAGUCAAUAUCACCUCCCCUGUCAGCCUGCAGCACCCGGUCACCAUCACUGCUCCAGUCAACAUCGCCUCCGUCAACAUCCCGGCCACGGCACCGAUGAACAUCGCCCACCCCGUCGCCAUCACCUCGCCCAUGUCAAUGAACAUCACCGGUCCCCUCAACAUCGCCAUGCGACCAAUGGAUAGCAUGUCUUUCCUCUCGCAGGUCCUGCCGUCCUCUCCGCCCUGGUAGAACUGAGCCUGGUCUCUGCACCCUAAAAAAAAGACCACUUCUACUUGUAAACCUCAUGUCUCCUGUUUUAGUCUUCCUCUCCAGCUAUGAGGAAAAAAGAGCCUGAAGGAAUGGCGAGUAUAGUGAAUGUCUCAAUGUAGACAGUCCGCAGCAUCAAGGAAUACGGAUAUCACUUGGAAGUUAGCUGGCACUUUGCGUCUCCUUUGGUCGAUUAAAGGAUAAGCAGAUCCAGAUUGUCUAGAGUGUAGUGAGGACAAAAAUAGUCAUUGCAUGGACUGGAAGACUGACAUGCUGUAUGUUUGGUGAUGUUUCACUUUUCUAGUGCCAGAAAAUCCUUGCCAGUCUGCUAUUUGAAGCGGAGCAGAUUGCCCCCUUUAGAUAGCAUACAUUUGUUAGUGUUAACGGUUCAAGGACUUUGGCAAAUAUUAACUGUGAGGAAUUUAUUUUUGUUACAUUAGCUUGCUUAUCAGUAUUUAAUAGUUUUAUGCAUUUUAAUGAGUCAUGUACAACAAAAGGGACAGUGGCUUCCAUUAAUGGAAGAUUCGUUUUUUUCUUUUGUUUGUUUGUUUUGAGACAAUAUUCUGAAAUGAGGAAAACUAAAGUUUAGUUUUAAAGUUUUUAAAAGGCCUCUUUUCAUUGUAAGCCUUUUAAACUGUAGCUGUGUUAUUAUUUGUAUUAUUAUAAUCAUUACUCUUUAUUGGUAAUCUUUGGAGUUGGUCAUUCCUGAUUGUAAGAUAAUUAAGUUUCAAUAGCUGGGAUAUUCUUCUGCUUAGAGAGGUUGGACAUUACAGUAACAAUCUGAUAAAGUCUUGCACUGAACACAUAUCUUUAUGGUGAUAUUCUUUAGGCAGUAUUAUUUCAGAUAAAAUAUUUUGAAUGUUGGUUGUUAAACCUAUUCAAAUAGAUGCCUGGUCACCUAGUGGCCGACUUCAACACACUGAAAGGUCCAUUUUAUCAUGAAUAUUAUCCUAAGAGUAUUUAGUUUUGUAACCUUGACUUCUCUGCUCUUCCUCUCUGAAGGAUGAGGGCUGUUUUCCUAAGGACCUUUUGCUCAGGAACUUUGCUGAGGGUGUCCCACUUACUCUUGUAGUGCAUAGACUCAUGCCUAACACUCUUCCAAACCUAAUUUUGUACGCUAUUAACACACUAAGUAUUUUUCCCUUUAUUGGCAAACACUGAGACACACUUAAGAGGACAGGGUGCCAAGAACUUCAUAGCUGUUGACAUGGUCAUCCAUCACAGGACUGAAAAGUUAACACAACCUCUGUUGCUUGUUCGUUUACCCCAGUCAUAGUAUAAACCAAAACUGCCUUCAAAUUUUCAGGUUUCUCAUCGUUGACAGCAGCCCUGCUCCAAAUGUUUGACAAUUAGAAAUUCAAAAAGAGUCAAAAUACUUGGACAUUGAUGUUCAUUUUAGUUUUAGACACAUCAAACUUAUACACCAUGUCCUAACCAGCAGCGACCACAUCAAGUAACAAGGGACAGGACAAUAAGUCGAUCACUUGGCUUUUAUUUCAGUGGUCUUGCACUGGGUAUCCCUGCCCAAUGUGAAAUGUCAUUGGUCCAAAAUUCCACUCCUUAUAACUGGACAUUAAAGAUUAAAUAUCUUCUAAAUGGUUGUGAUUUACACAACAGCAGUUUAGCGUUCAGUGUGGGCAUGCAAAUUCCUUGUGAAACUUGACGUAUCACGCCUGGCUAGGACAAGUUGAUAGGCCAUAGCAAAUAUCCCUAAAGUAGGGAUACACUGAUCCGAUACCUGGAUCGGAAUCAGCUCUGAUACUGACAUUUUUACCUGGAUUGGGUAUUAGUCCGACGAGCCCGAUCUAAAUCCGAUACCACAUGUUAGUUAUGGUCAUUACUGUCAAGCUCAAAGAAUGACAUAAAAGAACCUUUAAAGUAGUCCAAAUAACUCAUGCAUUUUAUUCAAAGACUCUUGAAGACAUACAAUAGCUUUGUGCAUUGCAAAAUGCUGUGUUUAAUAAAUAUGCAUGUAUGCGCAGCAUGCUUCCCUGAACGAGUGCCGCUCUGUUGACACAAACGCACAUAAGCACGAGCGACGCGCAAUAUGUGGGCACUCCACACAAACUUCAUCUCAGAUGUAGAUGCUCAAUAGUUUGGUUUGGUUAUAACAUGCAUUGAGAAUGGCACCUGAUGUGUAUUUCACUAGAUGUUGAAUGAGAAACAAAUUAAACUUCUGUGAACUAGUCUAAAAAUACUCUUCUGGAGUCUUCCUGGAGCAAUCCGUCUAAAUAAAAGACCUAAGAAAUUACAAUGGAAAUGUAUCACUAUUGUAUAAUGAUAUUUUAUUAUUAUUAUUUUACAAAUUACAAUAAUAGCAAAUAACAUUUGUAAUUUAACAAAUAAAAAUAAAAAAAUAGUUGACUGGGUUCCAAAAUAUUACUAUGUGAUUGAAAAGUGGACUAAUAUCCAAUUACAAGUAAAUUGAUAAAAAAGAAAAAGAGCGAUCUGAAACCAUUUACAAGUCCAAAUAGAAGUUGAAACAGAAGAUGUGUAAAAGAUAAAUGGCUUCUUUUCUACUGAAGACUUUAAUUGGAAUAGCUGUUAAUUUUGAUACUGCAUCCAGCAGACUGGUUAACAAAAACAAGUUUUUCUUAAUAGGCUGCACAUGUUGUUAUAUAUAUAUAUAUAUAUAUAUAUAUAUAUAUAUAUAUAUUUUUAAAAAAAUUUAUUAAUUUUUUUCCUAUGAUUAAUAUGUGGUUAGAGGUUUUUGUUUCUUUACACAUAAAAAGUGUCCUCACAAUCAGUUCUACACAGUGAGUUAUAGAUAUUCUAAACUCAUUAAGAAAAAAACAACAACAUUGGGAUCGAUGUCGGCCGAUACUGAGAGUUCAGGUAUCAGAAUCGGAUCAGGAGAGAAAGAAUGUUAUCAGUGCAUCCCUACCCCAAAGUAGCUUUUCUCUUGGCUUUCCCCUCCCUUUUGGAUAUCAAAGCAAUAUGCCUUUCUUUGUCCAUCCUGUUCACCCAGCCAGACCUUCGUGUUAUUAAAUGGUGAAACUGAUGCAAGGUAUGUUGUCAUGUCUUGCCCUCUCAUCUGAUGUUGUAUGAGCUUAUGUGAUAUGAUUGAUUUUCAAACCAAGAGUAAAACCAGCUGAAUGUGAUCAUACUUUAAAUAAUGAUGUCAUAGCUACCACUGUCUGGGCAUAAAUAGCCAAAAAAAAAAAAAAAGAGUUCAGUUUGUAUUAACUGACACCCCCCCAGUGUUUCUCAACCUACUAUGACAGUGUUGUCCAUUUGAACCUGGUAGUGAAAAGUUUGUUGUCUUAAACUAGCAUUACAUAGACUUACAUGUAGGGUUGUAAACUCUGAAAUAACUCAAUGUCCUGAACAAUAUUUCCUCCUUUUUUUUUUUUUUUUUUUUUUUUU
This is a messenger RNA of Myxocyprinus asiaticus (Chinese sucker), 11492 nucleotides long. RefSeq names its product vascular endothelial zinc finger 1-like. Lineage: Eukaryota; Metazoa; Chordata; Actinopteri; Cypriniformes; Catostomidae. Bases 6906 to 8108 code for a protein of 400 amino acids. The record is from RefSeq and is a predicted model, not a curated record. Gene Ontology annotation, cellular component: nucleus. The transcript is spliced from 5 exons.